GUGGCUAAUAAAUGACCAGGCUUGACCCAGAGGAUUUGGGCCUGCACCCCCACCUCACUCAAUAAAGACUAAGGAGUGAGAGAAGGGGGAGUCCCAUUGGCAUUCUUUAACAUCUCCGUUGCUCACUGGUGUUCAGAGAGCCAUCUGUAGAUCAGGAAGACAAAAAGACGCUCCUGAGCCUUGGCGUCACUCAACAGGAUUGUCGAAGGUCAGGUGUCAGUGGUGAAAUGGACUUCUUGUCAGCAUGGAUUGUGUCUCCUUCAGCUCUACCCUUUCUCUGUCUCAUCUGGGGCAUGCAGGCCCAGCAGGCCUUCAGGUCUGAGCCCAGGAAUCUCACUGUGCGGAUGGGAGCCACAGCUGUGUUGAGGUGUGAGGUGCUGCGGGCCUCAGGGACUGUGCAGUGGGUGAAAGACGGCCUCCUCCUGGGACUUCAGAGAAGCCUGCCAGGCUUUCCACGCUACAGCAUGAUUGGAAACCCCAAGAGAGGGCAGUAUCAUCUUCAGAUUCAAAAGGCCCAACUGGAGGAUGAUGCCCCCUAUGAAUGUCAAGCGGGCCAGUCUGAGAGCAGUCAAGCAAUCAUUUCCAGUACAGCCUGGGUCAAUGUGCUAAUUCCUCCUUCCAAGCCAUACUUUGAAGUGGACAUGGCAACACCUUGGGUGGCAGGGAAGGAGUACACCAUCACCUGUAUUGUCCCUGACGCGAAGCCUGUGGCUUUAAUCACACUUUAUAAAGAUGGAGUCAAGCUGACAGGUGCAGAGUCUUUCACCAUGUCUGGCUCAAAGGAUAAGCUCCUGAACACGCAUGCUGAAGUAACGGUCACCGCUGUGAGCUCUGACAACGGGAGGCAGCUGGCAUGUCAUGCCAACAACCACGCCCUUUUCCGGCCUGUGGAGACCACAAUGACCAUGAGCGUGUACUUCCCACCUCAGCCUCCAGUUAUUGUGGGUCUGGAGAGAGAGGAAGUCAAAGCGGGGAAAAUGCUCGUGUUGGAGUGUGUGUCUCAUGGUGGAAACCCCCUAGCCAGUCUCCAAUGGACCAAGGAUGGAGAAGUUCUGUCCACAGUUUGGGAGGAGAAUGUUGUGGUACAGACGACCAGAAGUAUCCUCAACCUGAAGAUCACCCCUGCGGACAACCAGGCAGUGCUGUGCUGUGAAAGCGUCAAUCUAGUCUCACCAUCACCUCUGUCUGUCAGCCGCAAAAUUACUGUGCUCUUUGAGCCUGCAGAAGUGAUGCUGUUGGGUUCGCUCACAGCCAUUGAGGGUCAGGAGUUGAAUCUGAGCUGCUAUGCCACCUCCAGUAAUCCCCCUGUCCAGAUUCGCUGGUGGCUGGGCUACAAGGAGCUCAACGCCUCUGUUGUCACUAUGGAGGAGGGAGACAAUGGUGGGAUGACAACCAUGUCCAACAUGACCCACAGGGUCUCCCGGGAUGAGAACGGGCUGAAGCUCACCUGUGAGGCUUUCAAUAAGGGCACACAUUUCUCCAAGACCCAAAUCACCGAACUCAAUGUCUAUUACCCUCCUCAAAAAGUAUGGCUCGAUACUCCUCCUCAAGAUGUCCCCCUUCGUUCAGGGACCACGGUCCGUCUCAUCUGCUUCUCCACUGGAGGGAACCCCCAUGGGACUCUGACCUGGUUCAAGAAUGGAAGGGUUGUGACAAGUGCACUGAAGCAGACGUCCUUUGAUCUGGGUGUGGCUCGAGAACUGGUCCUGGUUCUGACGGCAAGUGACAACAUGGCUACCUACCGCUGCGAUGCCAGAAAUGAGGCAAAGAAGACCAUCUCUGCCCACGCUAAGCUCAUAGUUCACUUUACAGCAGUCAGUAUGAAGAUCACAACCAAACAGGAGGAGCUACGUCGCGGCCAGAUGCUAACUCUGGAGUGCCAGUCUGGAAGCAGCAACCCCAAGGCCAACAUCUCCUGGAGCUUGGGCUCACUCAGGUUCCAGGGAGUGGAGCAACCACCCAGGAAGGCUCAAUUUAGUGGUGUGUCAGUGAACAGUUUUCUAUCCCUGAAUCUGACUUCACAACAUCACAACCAGAGGGUCACUUGCCAGGCCAAAAGCCCUGCACUAGAGGAGGGGGCCAACACAUUCUUCAAACUCAAUGUGCUUUACCCACCAGAGUUCAGCACACAGCAGCCAACUCAAGUCCAGGUGGUGGAGGAUGACAUGGCAACCAUCCCACUGCUGGUCUCAGCUAACCCAGAGGAGGUCUCCUGCAUUUGGCUGCACCGCAGGGAGAAGCUGGUCAAAGAGGGGGAUCUGCGCUACCACUGGCUGGACGACAACUCACUGGAGAUCAAGAAUGUGACGAGGAAAGAUGCCGGACUUUACACAGUCCAGUGCACAAAUGACGAGGGUUUUGACCAAACCUCCAUCAUGCUGGACGUUCAAUAUGCUCCCAGUGUCAAGGCAGAGAAGGACCCUGUGUUUGUGAACCUUGGGGAAACAGCAGACCUGAUAUGUGUGGCAGAUGCCAACCCCAUUAUACCUGACAUGUUCUCUUGGAAAUUUCUGGGAGAAGGGGAGGUGGAGUUGGGAGAGGAGACUCAGGAAGACGAAUCUGGCCUUCUGACCAUCUAUGAUGUGACUCGGGCUCAUGCUGGUCUUUACCAGUGCACAGCCAAUAAUGGCAUAGCACCCCUUGCCACUGUAGACGUGCGGCUAGUAGUGCAAUUCAAACCAGAGCUUCAGAAAGGAGCCCAGUGGAGGAAGGUGGCAAGUAGAGGGGAUGGCACUUCUACAGCAGAGGUAGUGUGUCAGGCAGAGGGUAUUCCCCGUGUCGACUUCUCUUGGGAAAAAAAUGGUGUACGCAUGGACUUUGCAAACCCCAGGUAUGAGGAACGGACCGUGCGGGAAGGCUCCUACCACACCAGCACAGUUCGAGUAGUAAAUGUGAGCGCAGUUCUGGACUAUGCUGUCUUCAGCUGCACUGCUCGCAACUCACUUGGGGAAGACAACCUAGACAUCCAGCUCGUCAGCACAAACAGCCCAGAUCCUCCUUCAUCGUUUCGCCAAGUCGAUGCCACCCACGACUCAGUCACUCUGGAGUGGAUCCCUGGCUUCAAUGGUGGUUUGCAGCAAAGAUUUCGUAUAAGAUACCUUUGGGAUCAGGUAGCCAGUUUCCUGUACAUGGACGUAUUUCCUCCUGGCGCAGCAACCUUCAGUGUCACUGGCCUGCAGCCUGUCACCACCUACAACUUCUCUGUUAAUGCCCUGAAUGCGAUGGGAGAGAGUGGCUAUGCUGACAACAAUGCAGUACUGACCAUAACCACCAAGGAGAGGCCAGAACUAGAAGAAGUCCCAGCAGAUGAUGACUCAGUCUCACAGAGUGCAAGUGGACUGCCAGCCUAUUUCACAGUAGUGUUCACAGUGGUGCUCGGAGUUGUGCUGGUAUUGAAUUCGCUGGGCUGCUUCUUUGGAUUGAAGUGGAAAAAGAGGCGAGGUCAGACAGGGGGUAGAGGGGGCAGUGUGUUGGACGGAAAGAAGAACGAAGAGGAGGGGUCCAGUCAGUCAACUGUAAGCAACUCCAAUAAGUACGAAAGCAGAGAAAAGAUCAACGUCGCAGCCCAGCGCACCCUCCUCAUCGACUCUGGAUCCGAAACAGACAGCAAUGUCUAUGAGAGCUAUGCGGCGGAAAGUUCCCAUUAUUAUUACCCCACCGGUGACUACAUGCCGCCUCUCAGUCCACACCCUGAGGAAAUGCGUAGACUUGAUGUCACCCACCUCCCCGUGGACUCUCACAGCCAUCUGUAUGAAGAUGUAAGAGACAGGGGUCUGUACCAGGACAUCCUGGCUUCCUCUCUUCCGUCUCCUCUGCCCUUGCCUGACCACAGAUUGCCUCAUCAAAGGACUGAGUGGAGAUCACCAACCCACCCUCAGCAGGGUACGGAGAAAAUGAGGCAGUUCAUGGGUGUUCGACAACCGCAGAGAGAUUCUGAUCUUCCCUUUGAACUACAAGGCAGGACAUUCAAGAGCCAAGGCCUUCACUAUCUGACCAAUAUCUGUUGAUGAUGUACAUUUCAAGCUGCAGACUGAUGCUGUCAUUGACCUGCCAGCCUGCUGAGAAAAUGCAGAACACCUGCAAAAAUAGGUGCUGUCUCCCUGUAUUAUACUAUGGGUUUGUGUGCUCUUUGUAUUUGUGUAACUUCCUCUUUAAUAUAUUGUGCAGAGAUCAGACACUUCCUCAAAGUUUCCACGGCUCCUUUUUAUUCCUGCUGCCUUGUAGUAUGCACAAAUAGUGACUGGGCUUUUAUUAUAUCUGCACACAGAGCCGUUAUGCACGCACCCUGUUCCUGCUUCCAGUUUCUGCUUUUCCCCCCAAGCACGAUUUGUCACAUCAGUCUCAUGAGUACACACGUAACACAGAUAACUCAGCACAGACAACACAUAUAGUCCAAUGAGACACACGUACAAAGAAUAAAGCGUAUAAUCUUUAUUUACUUUUCCUCAAUAGAAAACCCCACUUUUUCUACUUUGAUGGUUUGCUUCAUGAGUUUAUUUUCAGAGCAUUAUUUGCCCUGGAAAUAUUUAUUAACAGUAUGUGAGAGGUGAUAUUUAAACCCUGGUGAGGAUGUUAUAGUCCACACAUUCGUCCAAGCCACAAAAAUGCUGUUUCUUCAAUGAGGGCCUGACUGCCUGGAAAUAAAUCUCAAUGUUUCACAGAGCUGCGUUACCUCAAUUAGGCUCGCUAUUCUCCAUCAUGAGCUGUCAAGGUAUGUUUGUCUCAUUACUGAACAAUUGUUUAAGUUCCUGUCAAGCUGACUGCUGUGUUCAUACCAAAGCCUCUUCAUGAUGCAUCAUUUCGGCUCAGGCAGGAACGAUAAUCUGCUAAACUGAAGCCUUGACAGCUCAAUGCUGUAUGUCAACUUCUAUUUUUCCUCACUUGCCUCGUGAACAUUUUGAUAUGUUUUGUUCAGAAGAAUCUCAAGGGAGCUCGAACAUACAGGCUGCAUGAGUGCACAAUUAAGUCAAAAGAGAAACAAAUAAGAGACUUUAAUUACCUCAGCUCCUGGAGAGUGCUUUCACAUCCUUUGUUACCCCUCUCCUGAUUUUCUUUUUAACAAAACAAAUAUGAGAUUGAAUAAUGCUUUUUUAUCACUUUAACAGGUUGUGCUACCAGUGGGGAGCUAACUCAAAUUUAACUCAAAUUUCUGCAAACCAUGUCAUUGCUCUCAUUAUUCAGAUUUUUCAAUUUGAACUAAAUAGAAAUCAAAUCAAAAGCAACCACAGGUUUUACAAAUUAGAACAUGAUUUUACUGGCAGUUAUUAUGACUCACUUUGUGACUCCUGUUGUCAGUAAUGAGGAUGUAAUUUGCCCUCCAAUGUGGAUGAACGAAUACAUCUUAAUAAAUACAACAGCAGUCCAUGAAAGAUAACUCGGAAGUAAAAACACAAUUAAUUUUUAAUUUUGAUGAGGGCAGAUCUGAAAGCAUAUUGAAAGCUAACAGAGCAUGUGAUCCUUUUUAAUUAUAGAUGAAUUUGAUGUCAGGCCAUAGUGUAUGUAUUGUACCAGACCACAUGGAAAGGCACGAGUCAUAAAACUAUACCACAAAUUGCUUAUACAGUGUUGCAGAGAGGGAACUAAGAAAGUCGCUUCACACAACAGUCCACAUUUGUCUCUAUUUAAGGUAGUGUAGGCUUUAUUAAACAAAAUAAAAAAUCCAGGCAAGCAUUAAGCAAGCAUUUACCCAAAGCUUAACAAAAGAAUUUGUUUUUUCAAGUCUCAUUUAAACCUGAGUAUAUUUUUUGUUUUUCAUACGUAAGCACAUUUGAAUACACACAUCUCUCUCUCUCUGCAUCUCACUCAUUUAAAUGCAUACCUACUCCCACUCACACACUAGGAUAAAAAAACGAGCAAAGGGACAAAAGAGAGAAAAAAGAACAUAACAAGUGGUUAUUAUUAACUCAGAGUCUCAUGACAUACUGUACAAAUACAUGUGACAAAUAAAAAAAAAAUCACUUCAUGUACUGUUUUUGCUAUUGAAGUAUACAGGUCACUGCUUUUGAAAGACCUCAUUAUACUGUAUGUACCUAUGUCUGAAAUGUAUUAUCAACACAUGUCUGUAAAACCACAGCCUUACACAAAAUAAAUAUUGCCCAACAAGUAUUACGGAAGUAAA
Molecule: messenger RNA, 6118 nt
Organism: Dicentrarchus labrax (European seabass)
Lineage: Eukaryota; Metazoa; Chordata; Actinopteri; Moronidae
Gene: nphs1
Product: NPHS1 adhesion molecule, nephrin
Exons: 32
Coding region: 228-4007 (1259 amino acids)
Biological process (GO): cell-cell adhesion
Cellular component (GO): cell-cell junction
Molecular function (GO): cell adhesion molecule binding
Source: RefSeq, a predicted model, not a curated record